ACGCGCCGGGACCGGAAGCCGGAAGCUUUACAGAAGGGUGUUCCGCGUUCGCGGUGCGGGAGCGGUCAGUCGGGGUGGCGGGGCUGGGGCCGGCCGGGGCGGGCGGCUCCGCGCUCCGCGUUGGGCCGCUGGGAGGGCGAUGACGGAAUACAAGCUGGUGGUGGUGGGAGCUGGCGGCGUCGGGAAGAGCGCGUUGACCAUCCAGCUCAUCCAGAACCACUUCGUGGACGAGUACGACCCCACCAUCGAGGAUUCGUACAGAAAGCAGGUUGUCAUUGAUGGAGAGACGUGCUUGUUAGAUAUUCUGGACACUGCAGGACAGGAAGAAUACAGUGCUAUGCGAGAUCAGUACAUGAGAACUGGGGAAGGAUUCCUGUGUGUGUUUGCCAUUAACAACAGUAAAUCAUUUGCUGAUAUUAACCUUUACAGAGAGCAAAUCAAGAGAGUGAAAGAUUCAGACGAUGUGCCGAUGGUGCUGGUUGGGAAUAAGUGUGAUUUGCCCACGAGGACAGUAGACACAAAACAGGCUCAAGAAUUAGCAAAAAGUUAUGGCAUUCCCUUCAUAGAGACAUCAGCUAAAACGAGACAGGGUGUGGAAGAUGCAUUUUACACACUGGUGAGAGAGAUUCGGCAGUACCGGAUGAAAAAGCUCAACAGCAAUGAAGAUGGGAAUCAAGGCUGUAUGGGGUUGUCUUGCAUUGUGAUGUGAUAAGAUGCCAGGUUCAGAUGUAGCUGCUGGACAAGUCUCAAUGCUACUGUAUUGUGUCUCAUGCUGAUGCCCUGCAGUAUUUUGGUGCCAGCGACCAGACUCUUGGUACCAAUUAAUUAGCACAGGAUCCUUUUCUGUGCUCCAUCUGAAGAAAACAUCUCUGGUAUCUACCUCCUUGCUCAGCUCACAGAGCAGUCAUAUCUCUUGGUGUACUGGGAUUCUUUUCUAGCUGUGCUGUCUGGGUUUGUUCAAGAAGAAAACCAGUCACAAGAAAAGUGAAUUACAGAGACUAAAUGCUGUGAAAAAGAUCACACUUUACCUCCAGAGUAAAAGCUAGAAGUGGCGUUUGACCCCUUUGCAUUGGAUUCAGAUUUGCGGUGUUGUCAGAGGAGUGGCAGAAGUAAUUUUGCCAUUACAAAGGUUUCUGUCACCAGUCGGAUUGAUGUCUGCUGUCUGUGCACCCAGUGUAUCUGCAACAUCUGCGUUGUGCCAGGAGUAUCACUUAACUGAUUAACUGAUCCUUUAUUUUUCUGUAAUAAAAAGGAGAUAUCUUCGCUAACUUAAGUGCCUGUUUGCUCGCAAGGUUGGAGGUUGAGAGCUGUUCCCUUGGGCUGAGGAAAACCCCAAGGAUGAAUUUCUUGGGUGCUCAUUGUCUUGAGCAGGCAAGUUUUGUGCGGGUGAUCUCUUUUCAUGGUAAGAUGCUAAAAUGGGAAUUUGUAGUCUGGAAGAUCGAUCAGGUGUUUGUGAGACUCUUGAAUUAGGGAGAGAAGUGUAAACUACAUCAGUUCUUGAUCCAUCAGAAUGCUUCCAUCCACCUCUUUGUGUGUGGAACUGUGUAUGUUCUGUUUUGGUUUUCUACAGCAUUUGGAUCUCUUUCAGGUUGGACCAAAUUAGUGACCUGUUCAUUUUAACAUAACUGCCAAUAUUUAUAGACAAUUUCUUACGGACCAAUAAUGAAUUUAGAAACUGGAGGUUACUUUGGGCAGCUGUUCUUCAACUCUGUCUGUAACUUGCAAGUUAUUCUGAGUUAUUUUCUGCAGAGCCUCCUUCCUUAUCAGGGGAGGAGCCUGGGAGUUGAGGUUGACUAUAAUUGGGUCAAUGGUUGUCACAGACUUCAGGUGUCCAGGCUGAGUGGAAGAGGCACUGAGCUGACUUCUAAUUGCAGCAUCCUUGCAAAAUGAGGAAGGGAGUUCAGUGAUGUCUGCUCUGGAGAUGAAUGAUACACUGAUAGCAGUUCUGGGUUUGUUGUAACAGCCUCAAAGUAGGACUGAAGUGCUGUGUGAGCUGUGUGACUUCUUCCUAGAACACAGCACUGCCCCCCAUAUGGUUGGGACGUGCAGGUGAGACCAGAACCUACUGGGUUCCUUGGUGUACCUUGGCCUUCUCAGUUCUUGUGCCAGUGAUGCUGGGUUCUGUUCUGUGGUGUCAGACAGCGUCGUAUAGCAAAGCUGAAUUCCCUGUUAGUUUGGUGAGAGAAUAAUGAGCCUUCAGCCAACAGAGGGAGCGUUCAAUCUGCCGGAGCAGUGCGAGCUGUAGACACAGCAAGAGGCGUAAUUUCAGUUUGUUGCAGUCAGGUUCCUAUAUUUUCAAAACUGAAAUCAGAAAUAAGGAAAUAUUGAGAAAAUAAACUGUUGCUUUUAAUGCUCUUUUCUCCACUAAUUGUGCUCCUGAUUUUCUUCUUGGGAUGCAGAGGAUCGAUCUGUGUAACUUUAUCUGUGAUGCUCCAGAUAAGUGUUUUAGAAUUCAUUUUAUCCUUGAAUGAUGGAAAUGAGAAGAAUUUAACACAAUAUUUUUACAUAAAACAUGGUUUUCCAGUGACCUACUGAGUGGUGGGAAGCAUUAUGGGAUAGCAGCACCUGUGACUCGAGUUAAUUUGAAGGCAGUCUCUUGCCUGCAGGUUAAAUGGGACAGAAUCACAAUCACUGUGAGCUGUGUGUGGUCAGCAAGCAGUCUGUGGGUUUUUCUUACUGUGUUCUUUUUGUCUGUCUUAACUUGGUGCAGGAAGGGUUCCUCGUGACAGCAUUCUUUGAGGUGUGUCAGCAGGAGCUGACUUUGCUCCUUGAGCUGUGAUGUACUGUUGUCCACUUAAUGGAAUUACAGAAAGAAGCAGCUGCUGGGAGUCACAUCUGGUCACAUACAUUCAGUGUUUUGGGAAGCUGUCAGUGUGGAGUUUGCAUUGUGUUUGAAUGGUGAGUUCGUGGUGGGUCUGUUAGGCUUCUGGAUGAUUUGGGGAAAUGUGGAGCUGCUUCCCUGGCAGACAGGAGCAGCUCAGGGUGCUGCUGCCUAUGGCUGUGGGAAAUCCCACAGUUGGUGUUUGAACAGUGGCCAAAUUUGCCAAUUAAAAAUACAUUUUGUAGGGAGAUUUGUCAUAACUUUCUACUUUGUGUGGCACGCUCUGCUUUCUGAAAACAUACUAGCCAUAACUCAAAAAGUUGUGAAUCAUCAGAAUAAUACAGGAGCUGGCAAUCGUGUCUGCUCUCUCUUUGAUGUGUUCCAUUUCUCUUGGGUUGGAUAAAGCUUUAAAAAGGAAGGAGCCCUGGUGAGGGUUGGUUGGUGUGCGUUUCAUUUUUGGAACCAGAUCUGCAAAAUCAGAUUUUGUGCCCAUCAUGAGCAUGAAGUGAACGGUUGUACCUGGUUUCUAGUUGCAUACACGCAUACAGACAUGCCUGUAUGUGGGUAGUUUGAGUCAGUCAAGGUUGCUGUCAGUACCUAAAGCAGAAUGCACCGCAUAAUGCAUACAGGCAAAAGUCCUAUCUUAGGAGCCAUCUCUUCAUGGGUUUGGCUUUAUAUAGGCAGUAUUUUUAAACAGAAUAUCUGAAGCGCUUUCUGGAGUUCUCUGGUAAUGCAGUGGCACCUCUUUGGAUGAAGGAAGAUGUGUUUGAGGAGCACAUGAGCAGAUUUGCUGCUCCAGCAGAGAGGUUUUGGUGACCGUGGAAAAGGUUUUGUGUCCUGGAUCUGUGUGUGCUCUUGGUGAGCUGCAGUCCAUGACAGGGUGCAGCCAGGUGAGAAGGAAACCUGGCCAUCCCACGCUUGAGCACAGCUCCGCCUUCAGUAGUUGCACCAGAUGUUCCCUUUCAGUCAAGGUGCUCUGAUCUCUUAGAGCUUCCUGUAGUUUAAGAUGCCACUCGUUCUACAGCUUGCUCGGUUAAUGUCUGUUGGUGGCGUUGAGUUGGAUGUGUGUGUGGCAGGAAGGAGCAGAGCGUGAUGCGCUUCUGUAACCAGGACUUAACUGGAGUGGUUGGCGGAUAGAAAAUGCAGCUGUUCCUUUAAAGCAAGCAGAAUGUGGACGGUCAGCCAAACUGCCCUGGCUUUGGUGGGAACUGCACUGCAGGAGGACCAAACCCCAAGAAGCUUUGGAACAUUUGUUUAGAAGAUAAGCACAGAUGGUUUUGCACAAGGCAGCUCCUCAUAGUGGUGAUUUUGUAGAUUUAGUCCAAAUGUUCUCAUGUAGAUUUAGCAGCACCACACUGUGUCCGUGCCCAUCUAACCUCGCUAUCCUAAGGAGAACAGACCCUAAGCAACCUUGUUCAAAAACUACCAGUGCAAAUAACUGAACUAAACAUUUGUUACUGCUGACUGGGAGCAGCUGUUGGAGUGUAGCAUUGUGGCUUUGUUAAUGUGAGCCUCAGCUCCAUGGUCUGAUUAAAAACAAAAAACAACCACAAACAUUGCUCAGCUUUUGUUCUUAGUGUCAUCAGAAAGACUUGAAUAGUGAUGGUAAUGCUUACGUAGACGUGUCUUGUGAGUGCACUUCAGUGAUUUAGAAAGAACUGGAUUUCAAGCAACUUUGGACCUGUGGGGGGAGGGAGGUUAAUGAAGGUUUGAAUCACAUUCUAAUUCUGUGUCCUUCAUUACUCCACAAGCCUAAAUCCUAGACAGCCUCCAGGAUAGCUGGAAACUGUUGAAAUCUGGACUUUUUUUUUUUAUCCAAGGGCUAACUUGUUGUAACUUGGUAUAAUUAUCUGCUUUCAGAAAUGCAUCUCUGUUGGUUUGAAUUGAAGUAAAUUAUUUUGCUUCCUAAAUAACUUUUUUAAAGAAUAAACUCUGUGAAUUCUUUGGUUG
Lagopus muta (rock ptarmigan) is the source of this 4771-nucleotide messenger RNA. RefSeq names its product NRAS proto-oncogene, GTPase (gene NRAS). Lineage: Eukaryota; Metazoa; Chordata; Aves; Galliformes; Phasianidae. Gene Ontology annotation, biological process: Ras protein signal transduction. The record is from RefSeq and is a predicted model, not a curated record. The coding region runs from base 140 to 709 and encodes 189 amino acids. Gene Ontology annotation, cellular component: plasma membrane. Gene Ontology annotation, molecular function: GDP binding; GTP binding; GTPase activity. The transcript is spliced from 5 exons.